Molecule: messenger RNA, 1868 nt
Organism: Cavia porcellus (domestic guinea pig)
Lineage: Eukaryota; Metazoa; Chordata; Mammalia; Rodentia; Caviidae
Gene: Htra4
Product: HtrA serine peptidase 4
Exons: 9
Coding region: 131-1558 (475 amino acids)
Biological process (GO): positive regulation of apoptotic process; programmed cell death; proteolysis
Cellular component (GO): extracellular region
Molecular function (GO): protein binding; serine-type endopeptidase activity
Source: RefSeq, a predicted model, not a curated record
AUGGAGAGGUCUGCCAGGCUCUGCCCCUUAAAAGUCCGGAGCUGGUGCCCCGGCCGGGAAGACCUGCUGCUCGCUGCAGACCAGCUGGGAGCUGGAGGAAGGAGCCAAAACCGCAGGAGAGGAGGAGCGGAUGAGGGCGCCACGGCUGCGCCCCGCCGGGCUCGCACGAGCCCUCUUGCUGUGGCUGCUGCUGCCCGCCGCGCCCGUGUGCGGGGCCCGGACCCGGGGACCCUGGGCCCCCGCUGGGCUCUGCCCUGCAGCGUGCGAGCCCACGCGCUGCCCCCCGCUGCCGGCCUGCUCGGCGGGCGCCGCGCCGGUGCUGGACCGCUGCCGCUGCUGCCGCGUGUGCGCAGCGGCCGAGGGCGAGGCCUGCGGCGGAGCUCGGGGCCGGCCGUGUGCCGCGGGGCUGCAGUGCCUGCCGGGGCCGGGCCGUGCCAGCUGCGGCUGCCCGGCGGAGGGCGCGGCCGUGUGCGGAAGCGACGGGCGUACCUACCGAAGCCUGUGCGCGCUGCGGGCAGAGAACCGCGCCGCGCGCGCCCGGGGCGCGCUCCCGGCCGUGCCCGUGCAGAAGGGCGCCUGCGGGGCCCCAGGGACCAGAAGCACAGGCUGGCUGCGGAGCAAGUAUGACUUCAUCGCUGCCGUGGUUGAGAAGGUAGCGCCGGCUGUGGUUCACUUGCAGCUGUUUCGCAGGUCACACCUCAGCAGUAAGGACGAGGCUGCAUCCAGCGGCUCUGGGUUCAUCGUGUCUGAGGACGGGCUCAUUGUUACCAGCGCUCACGUCCUCACUAACCAGCAGCGAAUCCAAGUGGAGCUGCAGAGCGGGGUCCAGUAUGAAGCCACUGUCAAGGACAUUGACCAUAAACUGGAUCUUGCAUUGAUUAAGAUUGAGCCAAAUACCGACCUUCCUGUUUUGUUGCUGGGAAGAUCAUCAGACCUCCGAGCUGGAGAGUUUGUGGUGGCCUUGGGCAGCCCGUUUUCUCUGCAGAACACGGUGACUGCAGGGAUCGUCAGCACCACACAGCGAGGAGGCAAGGAGCUGGGGCUGAAGGAUUCAGACAUAGACUACAUCCAGACUGAUGCUAUCAUCAAUCACGGGAAUUCUGGGGGGCCCCUGGUGAACUUGGACGGCGAUGUGAUCGGCAUAAAUACACUGAAGGUGGCCGCGGGGAUCUCCUUUGCGAUUCCCUCAGAUCGAAUCAGUCAGUUCUUGGCAGAAUACCAUGAGCGCCAGUUGAGAGGCAAGACUCGUUUGCAGAAGAAAUAUCUGGGUCUGCGAAUGCUGCCUCUCACUCUGAACCUUCUUCAAGAAAUGAAAAGGCAAGAUCCAGAUUUCCCUGAUGUGAGCUCUGGGGUUUUCGUAUAUGAAGUGAUUCAAGGAACAGCUGCAGAGAGCUCCGGGUUGAGAGACCGCGAUGUGAUCGUCAGCAUCAACGGGCAGCCCGUUUCCAGCACGGCCGAUGUUAUCGAAGCUGUUAAAGACAAUGACUCUCUCUCCAUCAUUGUGCGGCGGGGCAGUCAAACCUUGUUUCUGUCAGUCGAACCUGACAUAAUUAGUUAAGCAUCUUGCCUUAAAAGAGAUUUAACAAAACCAAAGUUUGAUAACCUGAUUUGUGUUGAAGUCAUGCACAGAUGGCAGGUCUGUCUGGAGCUCUUUCUCAUUAAGAAAAAUGAAUAUUUAACAAGACGCAGGCUUGCUGCGUGGGCCGGGCUGGGUGUCACUGGCUGGAGAGCUGCUCUGCGUGUGGCAGCCUUUCCAGGCUGAGUGGAAGGGCGCAGUGCCGGAGGUCUGGGGGUUGAUAACAUUUUAUUUACAGCUAGGAAACAACUAAAAAGUAGGCAGUUUUAAAUAAAACCUCGACAGAAAGAUA